AGCGGUUAUUGAGUCUACACGGUUCUCAUGUGGCACUUAAGUUCUUAGCGCCGCUUAGCAGAGCUACACAAUUCACUGCAAAUCAUAGGAGAAGGUCCCUGCUCAGGAAAAUGGCUGAAACUGCUCCAGCUCCCGCUGCAUCACCGGCUAAAGCUCCAAGGAAGAAAGCGGCGUCAAAGCCCAAGAAAACGGGCCCGAAUGUCCGCGACCUCAUCGUUAAGACUGUAACCGCAUCCAAGGAGAGAAACGGCGUGUCUCUCGCAGCCCUGAAGAAGGCUCUCUCCGCCGGUGGAUAUGAUGUGGAGAAGAACAACUCCCGCGUCAAAACCGCCGUCAAGGCACUGGUGACCAACGGCACUCUGGCCCAGACCAAAGGCACAGGCGCCUCCGGCUCAUUCAAGCUCAACAAGAAGCAAGCCGAACCCAAGAAGGCAGCCAAGAAAACCGCCGCAAAAGCAAAGAAACCCGCCGCUAAGAAAUCUCCCAAGAAGGCGAAGAAACCGGCGGCCACAUCUGUGAAGAAGGCGACAAAGAGCCCCAAGAAAGCCAAGAAGCCAGCGGCUGCCAAGAAGGCGACCAAGAGCCCCAAGAAGGCAAAGAAACCAGCAGCUGCCAAGAAAGCAGCCAAGAGCCCCAAGAAGGUGAAGGCAGUCAAGCCCAAAACGGCUAAACCUAAAGCGGCGAAGUCUAAAAAGGCGGCUCCCAAGAAGAAAUAAUCGACUACUUCUGCUCGAUUCUUCCAAAAACCCAAACGGCUCUUUUAAGAGCCACCAAUUGGUUCAAACUUAAGAGCUUUAUUUCGAUGGUUAAAUCGAAAAAAAAAAAAACUUCCUGAUGAGGAAUAUUCUCAUUUAUAUUUAAUAUUCACAAACACUCAAGCCUGUUUGAGAUUUUACUGUUGAGUAAAAAAUAAUUUGAAUAAUGCUGGAAUAAUGAAUAACGCUAAAGCAUGUUACCAUCGACUCCCCGUUUGUUUUCCUCUUAUAGAAAUCAAUGGCAAGUGUUUAUUUUUGUAGUAUUCUGAAUAUUUCUGUUCAGCAGAAAAAAAAAAAGUCUUAAAAGUUAAAGUUUGA
This is a messenger RNA of Danio rerio (zebrafish), 1073 nucleotides long. The record is from RefSeq and is a predicted model, not a curated record. Lineage: Eukaryota; Metazoa; Chordata; Actinopteri; Cypriniformes; Danionidae.